AUGAGUUUAACAGCAGAAAAUGCUUGUUGGUGCAUGUAAAUAAUGAUGUGAAGCUGAAUCACCCUCCCCCUCUCUCAAACACUCUGAAAAUAAUGAUGACCCUUUGCGCUCUUCUCAGACAACACUCUGGAGGUGCUGUUGAAGAAGAGCCUGUGUGGUUUGGGCUUCAGCUUCUACAUCAGUGAGUUGAACAGUGGUUGUGACCAGGGCAGCAGUGUGGUGCGGAUCAAAACCCUUUUCCAGGGUCAACCAGCCAAGGAGUCAGGACAGAUCAGAGAAGGAGACGUCAUAUUGGCUGUUAAUGGACAAUGGGUUAAAGGCCUCAGCUACCAGAGGGUGUUGUUCCUGCUCCGUGGGCCUCCGUCUGAGGUCCACCUGACUCUCUGCAGACCUGCUCUUGGAGUACUGUCUCAACUGGAUGCUGACACACUGGUUCCUUUCUUGUCUCCAACCCGUGGGGUGAGGUCCAAGUCUCUAGACAUCAGGCUAGGGGAAGAUUAUAGCCAGCUGCUCAAGCUACAGGCAUACCAGAACCGUCAGUACAACCAGGAAAACCAGGCUCAGAAGGAGCCAAUGCAGACAUCACAAGCCCAGGACCAAGCCUCCAGGCAGGCCAGACAAACAGACAAAUCCCCUGAGCCCUCUGGAGGUCCGAAGACUCAACAGAGUCAGGAUAGUCAAGACAGUGAGAUGGACGCAGCUGAGAACCAGCCUUCCUCACCCUCUCCCUCACCCCCUUCCCCCAUCUCCCUCGCCAGCAGAAGUGACGCAGGAGACAGUGAAGAGUUGUCGGUUGUGGACGAGGAAGGUUCCGAAGAAAUGAGCUCGGCAUCUGUCGGGGCCAAGACCAGUACUAGUCCCGUGUACACCAGUGGCAUCAGAGAAGAGGCGGACGGCAGUUUAACAUACUGCCUUAUGGGUGAUGGAAUAACCAUUCUGUCUGAUAAAGAGUACUUGACCAUCAGUUCGACUUCGGACAGGCCCUCUAGCCUUACCUCAAACACCUCAUGUACCCCCAGUGUGGCUCCACACACUACCUCUCAAACCUCCAGGACCAGAUCCACCCCCCCCACUAGGGUCCGAUCCACCACCCCCAAAAGUACUUCCAUCCCCCACAGCUUGUCCUCGCAAACCACAAGCUCAACAAACCCCAAUUUGUCAUUGCAAACCACCUCUGUCCAGCAGACACCAGCUCAGCCCUCCUCUAAGCCUACAUCCAGCCUUUCCUCUAGGAUGUCUGACCUCAACAUCAGCCACUCAGUGCAUCCUCUCCAGCCCCAGCAUGCUACACCUCCUCUUCCCAGCCUCUCCUCCCAUACCUCCAACCCCAACUCCAGGAUCUCUGAUUGCAAACACAGCAUCACCUCCGAUCGUAAACACAGCAUCACCUCCGAUCGUAAACACAGCAUCACCUUCGAUCGUAAACACAGCAUCACCUCCGAUCGUAAACACAGCAUCACAUUCAAGACUACCAAUGCCUCCAACAUCACUCGUUCAGUCAUCCAAUACAAUCCCCAGCCCCCUGACACAUUGCCCCCCUCGCAACCCCCCGCACGCCACCCCUCUCCCCAGCCUCCCUUGUCCUCACUCUCUCCCCCCAUUCAGGCUGCACCUCUCCAAAACACACACCCUACCUGGAGACAGGAGACAGAAGGGGAGGAGGACGAAGAUGAGGAUGAGAAUGAGGAGGAUCCCAGAAAAGGCAUGAUGAAGGAAUUUGAGAUGUGUGUGGUUCUGACCAAGUCGUGGAGUGGUAGCUUUGGGUUCACCAUCACACGCAGCAAACUGGAUGCCUGCUACUACAUUCAGGACAUACUGGACAACCCUGCUAAGACGGACGGACGGCUCAGACCAGGGGACAGACUAGUCACGGUCAACGGCCAAGAUAUGACGAAUGUGACGGAUGAGGUUGCCAUGUCGAUCCUGAGGUCGUCUCCUAGGAGACUGAGUUUGAUCCUGGGGAGGGCGGUGACCAACCUGAUCGCUCCACCUUUUCCAGACAACCUGCAAGACAUCAUACUGCACAAGACACCGACUGGACAGCUUGGUAUAAAGCUGACGGGUGGUAUAGGCAGCAAAUGGCAGGGGAUCUACUGUCUGGAGGUGGUUCCUGGUUCACCUGCGUGUGAGGAAGGCAGCGUCCAACCAAACGACAGGAUCCUGUACAUCUGUGGCCGAUGCACCAUGGGAAUGACUCUGGAGGACGCUGUCAAGGCCUGCGAGACUGCUCCGCGCAAAGUGAAACUUAAGGCCACCAGAGAUGACCAGCCUGUGACUCCCAAAGCCAAGAGUAAUGCUAAAGCCGUGCCCGAGACCACUGGGAAAUUCAGACCACUUCUCUCUGUCACCUCCGAUCAAGACAGCUGUAUCUUGCAAAUAUAUGUGUGUAAACCAGAGAGAGGGGGUCUGGGCUUUGCUCUGAUUGGAGGAUGCAACGGAAGUACGCUCAGAGUGAAGGAGAUAUGCGCUGGAGGCAUGGCGCAGCAGGAUGGACAGCUCAGAGUGGGAGACAUACUGCUCGAGGUGAAUGGUAUAAUAGUAUCAGGUCUGAGCCACUGUAAGGUGGUGGAUAUCCUCCGUCAGGCUGAGGGAAACAUCCAACUCACAAUCUGUAGAGACAUACCAAGGGCCAACACAGCACCCUGCACUGAUGUAUCCUUCUCUAUGGCCUUCCCUGGAGACAACAUGGCCGUCUGUCCUGGAUCCAAUAUGGCUUCCUGUCCUGGAUCAAAUAUGGCCUCUUAUCCUGGAUCAAAUAUGGUACCUUGUCCUGGAUCAAAUAUGGCCUCCUGCCCUGAAGUCAACAUGGCUACCAGCAAUGGAUCCAACAUGGCUCCCUGCACUGGAUCAAAUGUGUCAGUCUUCAUCGAAGCCCGUAUGUCGGACAAUGCCGAGCCAUUCUCCAACCCUUCUGCAUGUUCCUCACCUGAUGUCCAGCAGGAGGACCUUCCCCCUGAGGGGACUUCAGAUCCAGUACCUGAUGUAGAGGAGGACAUUACCCCACUUUCACCCCCCGAUGCCUCCUAUCACCCCUCACUCCGCCUGCGGACCCUCACAGAAGAGGACAUGGCUGGACAGGAGAGCUGUAACAGUAAACCCUCUCAUCAAGCUUGCUGCCUGUCCAGCAAGAGUAUGACUAACUUGCUCCAUGAAGCCUCGGACAGGAACCAAAUCCCUGUGAUGCCAUUGGACGAAACCAUGACUGGCAGCAAAAACAGCCAAUCAGAUGGCUGGAGCAGCGAGGAUGAGGAUGAUGAGACAUUUGAAGCUAAAGGUCAGGAGACCAUGUCACACUUCCCAGGUCCACCUAUAGUAUCAGAAGAAGAGUUGGCCAGACUAGCCAUGAUCAGUCCAGCUAAGACCAGUCAAUACGCUGGGUCGAGAGUAAAAGCCCUCAUACAGAUUCUACAACAUCAACUAGACCAGCAAGAACUGGUCCGAGAGUUCAUGGCCUUGGAGCAUCUAAAGCCGUCUGAUAACUGUCUAGUGGGGAAAGCUCCGGAGAACCGGGAGAAGAACCGCUAUCGUGACAUCCUGCCCUACGAUAAGACGCGUGUUCCAGUGGGUGAUAACCAGGACUAUAUUAACGCCAGUUAUAUCCGUAUGGAGGUUGGCAGUGAGGAGUUCAUCUAUAUCUCCUGCCAGGGUCCUCUGCCCUCCACCGUGCCCGACUUCUGGCAGAUGGUCUGGGAGAACAGGUCUGAUGUGAUAGCCAUGAUGACCCAGGAGGUGGAGAGAGGCAGGGUGAAGUGUCACUGCUACUGGCCAGAGAGGGUGAGCUGUCCCCUAGACACAGGGCGCUUCCAGCUCAGCCUGGAGAACCAGCAGAUCAAGGAAUACUUCCACAUCAAGAUCAUCCGCAUGGUGGAGAAAGAGUCUGGUGAGACCCACUUUGUCCGUCACCUGAAGUUUAUCCGUUGGCCUGACCACGGUGUGCCGCGGAGUUCAGAGCAGCUGGUCAGAUUUAUCCGCUACCUCCGAGCAGUCCACCAUAAAGGACCUGUCACUGUACACUGUAGUGCUGGGAUAGGACGAACAGGAGUACUGAUCUGCACCGAUGUCAUCCUGAGUCUCAUAGAGAACGAUCUCCCGAUCAACGUUAGUAACAUUGUGAGGGAGAUGAGACUGCAGCGAUAUGGCAUGAUUCAGACUAAGGAACAGUACCUGUUCUGCUACAAGGUAUGGUUGGAGGUUCUACAUCGCAUCCUGCAGCUGCAUGGUCAGCAUUGGCAACCAGAGAGCCCCCGCAAACUUAAUUCGAGCCCUCGUACACACAGUAACCGAUGGCAACCUGAGAGCCCCCAUGAAGAUAAUCAAUUUGUUUGACCAGUUUUCUUUUCCCCCACCCGUUAGCUGAUUUUGUUAUGAACACUGUAUAUGUAUGCGUUUUAGCCAAUUCCUCUGUUCGUUUUAUGUCAUGCCAAAACAUGACAGAUGGGACGACCAGGCUACAGUAUGUUUCUGCAUGGUUUUGAUAUUUGGGUUUUGAAUUUAUUGAUGGAGGUAGACAUUUUUACUGUUGGUUAUUUUGUGGGGGAGGGUUUGAGAUGGCAGUGACUGAUUAAAAACUUAAUUGAAA
Messenger RNA from Oncorhynchus mykiss (rainbow trout), 4579 nucleotides. NCBI's taxonomy places the organism in Eukaryota, Metazoa, Chordata, Actinopteri, Salmoniformes, Salmonidae. The record is from RefSeq and is a predicted model, not a curated record.